CCGGAAGCGCGCGCGGCGGGCGGAGCGCGGGUCCGAGACCACAACCCUGCAAAGAAAUAAUUCUCCGUGUUCUCUGUGACCUCCUGACCUGCAAGCUGGGAGCAAAUAAGGCACAGGAUGCUCCGGCUCCGGUUGCUCCCCGUGGCCGCGGGGCUGGCGGCCGUGUCGCGGCGUUACCACAGCACAGCCCAGCACCCCGGCGCCAGGCGUAGGCUCGUGCUGGCAGCUUUCAUCGGCACGACUGCAGCCACAGCCAGCGCCAGGUUCCUCUGGCAGAGGGCCUACGCAGAAGACUCUUCCUCUGUAAAGCACGGCCCGAGGGCAGAGCCAGGGGAGAAGGUGAAGCACGAGGAGGAGGAGGAGGAGAGCAGCAGCGAGGGCAGGAAGGCGGUUGCUUCGGGCGAUGAGGAGGCACAACCGGAAGGGAAGAAGAAGAAACGUUCGGGGUUCAGAGACCGUAAGGUGAUGGAAUAUGAGAACAGGAUCAGAGCCUACUCCACGCCGGACAAGAUCUUCAGAUACUUUGCCACGUUGAAAGUGAUCAACGAGCACGGGGAGUCGGAGGUUUUUAUGACACCACAGGACUUUGUGAGGUCCAUAACACCCAACGAAAAGCAGCCAGAGAACCUGGGCCUGGACCAGUUCAUAGUGAAACGCUACGAUGGGAAGAUACGGGUUAAAUUUUCAUCUAAAUUAUUAGCUGAGCUCAUCCCCACUCUGCAGCCACACACAAUGAAGCUGUCCCAGGAGCGGGAGAAGUUUGCUGACGAGGACAGCAUAUUUUAUGCCCUUGGAGAAUGUGGACUCAUCUCUUUCUCCGACUACAUCUUCCUCACCACGGUCCUUUCCACUCCCCAGAGGAAUUUUGAAAUCGCCUUUAAGAUGUUUGAUCUGAACGGUGACGGCGAGGUGGACAUGGAAGAGUUUGAGCAGGUGCAGAGCAUCAUUCGCUCCCAGACCAGCAUGGGGAUGCGCCACAGGGACCGCUCCACCACGGGGAACACCCUCAAAACCGGCUUCAACUCCGCCCUCACCACCUACUUCUUCGGGGCAGACCUGAAGGGCAAGCUCACCAUCUCCCACUUCCUGGAAUUCCAGCGCAAGCUGCAGCACGACAUCCUCAAGCUGGAGUUUGAGCGGCACGACCCGGUGGAGGGGCGGAUCACGGAGCGGCAGUUCGGGAGCAUGCUGCUGGCCUACAGCGGGGUGCAGUCCAAGAAGCUCACUGUCAUGCUCAAACAGCUCAAGAAACACUUCCAGGACGGAGAGGGGCUGACAUUUGAGGAGGUGGAGAACUUCUUCACUUUUCUGAAGAACAUAAACGAUGUGGACACAGCUUUGAGCUUCUACCACAUGGCUGGAGCUUCUCUGGAUAAAGUGACCAUGCAGCAGGUGGCCAGGACGGUGGCCAAGGUGGAGCUGUCAGACCACGUGUGCGACGUCGUGUUCGCGCUCUUCGACUGUGACGGGAACGGGGAGCUGAGCAACAAGGAGUUCGUUGCCAUCAUGAAGCAGCGGCUGAUGAGAGGCCUGGAGAAGCCCAAGGACAUGGGCUUCACUCGGCUCAUGAGGGCCAUGUGGAAGUGUGCCCAGGAGACGGCGUGGGAUUUCACGGCGCCCAAGCAGUAGCGGGGUCGGGGAGGAGCUCCCACAUUCCCUGGAUCAGCCCUGGCGCCACAGCAGGGUGGCCCCGGGCUCUGGCUGUCCAUGACAGGAGGUUUUUGUAAAUCCAAGGUGUAGAUAUCCCAGCCUGUUGUUGUUAUUUGCAGCUUCUGCUUGCUGCUGGCUCCCUGAAAUUCCACUCACUCAGGGAAAAAGAAGGGACUUCCACUGCCACCACCCCCGUGCUGUGCUGUGUGGGAGAGCUGGAGGUGGAGCAAGCUGAACCCCAAUCACCUCUGUUAAUGCUACGACAAAACAACACCAAGGGUUAUCUUUGUUCUUACACUGCUCCUAAGGGAAAGAUCCCUGGGUUUCCUGGAUCCCACACCAGGAUUUCAGAUGGCCAAGCGCUCCGUGCCCUCCCCCUGGCCUGGAGGGUGCACCCCUUGGGCCCAGGUGCUGCCUUGGGGUAAGAGCAGCGAAAAGUGGUGGAGCAGCUGACUCUGCUGCCCUUCCUGCCUCACAGGAGGUCCCUGAUGGAUUUCCUCAAGGGAGAGCCCUCUCUGUGGGGAAUUUGUCACGGGAAUGUGGUGACAGAUGUCUGCUGAGUGCUGCCCUCUCUGUAAAGUGUCCUGUAAAGGUGUUGCUCACAACAA
Myiozetetes cayanensis is the source of this 2258-nucleotide messenger RNA. It is a transcript of the gene MICU1, whose product is annotated as mitochondrial calcium uptake 1. Bases 118 to 1629 code for a protein of 503 amino acids. The transcript has 14 exons. Lineage: Eukaryota; Metazoa; Chordata; Aves; Passeriformes; Tyrannidae. Gene Ontology annotation, molecular function: calcium ion binding. Gene Ontology annotation, biological process: calcium import into the mitochondrion; mitochondrial calcium ion homeostasis. Gene Ontology annotation, cellular component: uniplex complex. The record is from RefSeq and is a predicted model, not a curated record.